Messenger RNA from Penaeus vannamei (Pacific white shrimp), 2152 nucleotides. The record is from RefSeq and is a predicted model, not a curated record. NCBI's taxonomy places the organism in Eukaryota, Metazoa, Arthropoda, Malacostraca, Decapoda, Penaeidae.
GCCAGGUGACGCUUCCCUGUGUCGACGCGAGAAGAGACUGUCGGGUUAUAAGCUUUCAGUUCUGUAAUAUCAACAUUUUUCGGUGUUUCUACAUGGGUUGGUGUACAUUUUUUGUUGUGGUUUAUAAACAAGACUGCUAUCUAAAAAGACAGUCCAAAUAUUAAUAGAUUAUAAGUUUAGUGCAUUUCGUUGAAACUGAAUGUUGGGCCUAGUAAAAUUACAAUAACCCUGCGAUAGCUAAACAGAAUACACAAAGAUAAUCAGAUAGAUAAAUGAAUAAAUAAAACGUGCAAAUACGCCACCAGAUUCGCGUCGCGCCAGAUAAACGUGAGUCGACCAGCCAAGGAGAAUGAUCUUCCCCGUUCUCUUCGCGUGCGCCGUGGCCUUUGGGGCGACGACGGCCAGCGCUCAGGCUGACUGCAGCUUCAACACCACAGGAGCCUCGGUGUCCUUCUGCAGCCUCCUGACCAACACCGACCCGUUUUCUGUGGCUUCGUGGCGAGGGGGGACUGGCUCGGAGUCGAACUGGAGCGGUGGACCUUCGGUGGAUAACGGAAAUGACCCUGCAGGAGGAUAUGGCUUCGCGACAACCUACGACAUGGUCAACACCGACCAGCCGUACAAAAAGGCCUGGCUGGUGACGGAGCCGGCCCCGAAAACAGGAGCCCUGGGGAAAUGCCUCGAGUUUGCGUACGCCAGCUACGGCCUGGGCAUCGAAGAGUUCCAAGUCCUCCUGAUGACUUACCUGACGGAGGACGUGAAUGACGCCCUGGAGAACAACACGUCCCCGAUCGUGUUCCAGCGAACGAACCUCAUGAAGCACAAAGGUUCGACUCGCGGACAAUGGCAGCCGGCGAAGAUUACGUUUUCUGCUAAGGGAGACUUCAGCGUGGCGUUCGAAGCGGUACCGAACCUCAUGUAUGAACGGUACACCGGAUACGUCGCCGUCGAUGACAUUACCUUCAAGGACGGACCGUGCGAGAAUGAGUGUAUAUUCGACCUGAACUUCUGCGAGCUGACAAACGAGCCCAACAACGACGACUUCGACUGGUCUCUGGGUCGAGGCACCGAGAGGACCAACACGGGGCCGACCAAAGACCAGUCGUCCUUUCUCUCCAACGGAGUCACUAGUGGUGGUUACGCCUACAUCGACAGCAGUUACCCGAGGACAGAUGGCGAAAUCGCACAGCUGGUUUCUCCUGUUCUUGAUCCAACUGAGUCCCCAAUGUGCCUGAAAUUCUGGUUGAAUAUGUAUGGCAGCGGUAUCGGAGCCUUGAGGGUCCUUUACGCUCCAACGGCGACCGCGAACAACAUCCGGGAACUUUGGAAGCAAGAGGGACCGUCUUCAGGCACUGAUGAUUGGUACCCCUGCAAGGUGACGGUGGCUUCGGCGGAGAGUUUCAACCUGAUUUUCGAAGCUUCAGUCGGCACUCGAGGCUCGGGUGACAUAGCCAUCGACAGCAUCACGUAUUCCAAGGGGGCGUGUCCUAGUCAGCCUUCGUUCUCCACAUCUACCUGGGGGGACUGUGACUUCAUGGAGAAUACCUGUGGCUGGCAAAUCCCCUAUUUCCCGGAUGAAGUUUGCUCGAUGCUAUCCCGCGUCACAGAAAACUUCGAGAAUCCGCAUGGACAUACAGAGAACGAAUUCGACAUUAACGACUCCUACAUUCAGUUCGACUUGAGUUGUUACCAGCAGCAAGCUCGACACACGGUUUCACUUACUUAUCUACAAGCCAGUAUGACAACCGAGACGUGUCUGUCCUUCUGGGUAUACAUGUUCACAAGAGUCCAAUCUCAGAGCAAAAUCGGUGCCCUUAGUGUCAUAUUGAUUACCAAUGAAGGCAACCAGACUCUGUGGAGACUAGAAAACGAACAACAUUCCGAUUGGAUGUAUGCACAGGUGACCCUCCCCCCGUGGGCCUGGCGAACGUCGCCUUCCAGGCCACCAAAGCCUCGUCAGUCAUCGGCAUGAUUGGCGUGGAUGACGUCACGGUCUUCAGCGCCGCCUGCGAGGUGUUGCCCGAACAAGCUCGCGUCGAGGUCGCCGACUGCACCUUCGACCACACCUUCUGCGCGUGGACGGUGCAGAACGAGGACCCGCUGGCCACGAGGCCCUCGGAGAACUGGCGCCUCGCGACCCGGGACGUGGGCG